Messenger RNA from Guyanagaster necrorhizus, 1110 nucleotides. RefSeq names its product xylose isomerase-like protein. NCBI's taxonomy places the organism in Eukaryota, Fungi, Basidiomycota, Agaricomycetes, Agaricales, Physalacriaceae. The transcript has 2 exons. The annotation marks the transcript as partial. The record is from RefSeq and is a predicted model, not a curated record.
CUUUCCCAAGCCAUGCCCAGACCACAGUUCGCGAUUGCGAGUCUCUCGCUGGGCUCGCACUUAUACCACUCCCUGCCAACGAAGAUCGAAGUCGCCUCUAGUCUCGGUUACGAUGGCAUCGAAAUCUUCAUGGUUGAUUUCGAGGGCUUCGUAGCCGAAGUCAUCGACCGCCAGCACCACCAUCUCUUCUGCGAACCCUUCUCCCCGCGCUCCUUACCUACCCCCGACCUCGAGCGCGAGUGCGCUAAGGUCAUCACCGCCUUGUGCGUUUCUCAUAAUCUCACCAUACCCAUCGUGCAGCCUCUACGGAAUUUCGAGAACUUCAAAACUGAGUCAGACGUCCAAGCGGGGUUGGAUAGCGCAGAGCGCUGGCUGAGAUUGAUGGAGUACUUCCAAUGCGAUCUCAUGCUUGUCUGUUCCAACCAUGUUCCUGGGCCUCAUCCGAUCACCGAUACCUACACUGUGGAGAUGUACCUCGAUGCUCAGGCAGAUGCCUUCCAUCGCCUCGGUGAGCUUGCAACGACAUAUGGCGUCAGGAUAGGCUACGAACCUUUAUCCUGGGGAACUGUCGUAGAUAACUGGGAGCUCGUCUGGGACGUUGUUCAACGAGUAAAUCUUCCUAAUGUCGGUAUCAUCCUCGAUUCCUUUAACACCCUCGGCAACCAAUACGCCGACCCAGCAACCGAAUCAUCGAUUCGAGCAGAGCAGACGCUAGCCAAAAUGAUGGAUAAUCUCGAGAAGAUGUCACGAACGAUCCCCGGAGACAGGAUAUUCCUGUAUCAGCUCGCUGACGCCGCCCGACCCUCGCAACCUAUAUUCGACGGCCCGGACGCACCUCGGAGGAUGACUUGGUCUCGCGGGUCGCGAUUGUUUCCCUGCGAGCCUUUGCCCGAGGACGUGGAACUCUCGAUAGCAGAUACGUCCAACCCCAAUCUUCCUACCGGCUACCUCGGCUUCCUUCCAGUCGUCCAGAUGACCAAACUGGUGCAAGAGACCGGAUUCAACGGCUGGUGGAGCUUGGAGGUGUUCAACAAAAGUCUGUUGGAGCCGGAUGAGGGCUGCCCAUGGAGACAUGGGCAAAGGGGAAUUGUCGGUUUGAAUAAGCUAUGG